AAACAGCAGCAAAAAUUUCAUGUUAAGUAACGACGACCAGCAUCGCAGCGGCAACAGUUCAAGCUCGGACCGCCAACUGGUCGCAUCGUCCGAUGAGUUCCGAUAUUUUGGCUUUGAGAGAUUUUGUAGUUGAAAACUGAUUGUUACAUUGUGACUAAAAAGUAUAGAAAUUUGUUAGAGUUGCUUCAUAUGCACGACCUUAGAGCGGAUUACGCGUGGUUUAAAUUUUCCGGGGAUAAAGUUUAUGUGUGCGAAGAAAGUGGAAGGGUAGCUGCAGAUUUCGCGAUUAGUGACAUGAAAAGAGCGCGACUAUAAAAAUAAAUCAAAAAUUUGAGUGUCGUCUUUUUGGGUGGGAAAAUCACGAGACGAGAAGAUUGAGUGCAAGUGCAUCGCAUUCGCGUAAAUAGUGAAACGAGUGCAGUUUUGUUUUUUUUUUUCCUCACGAAGAGUCGGAAAAAGGCAAAUAAAUAAAAUAGCAGUGCGGAGGCAAAUAAAAGCAGAUAAAAUUAAAACAUUUUCGACGGCGCAAGGAAGACGCACAAAAAUUCGGCCUUUGGGUCUUUUGGAGGACUGUGCGGUUUAUGAGUAGCGAGAGGCUCGAUCGUUAUCAGCAAACGCAAACGUGUUCCCCUGUAGGAAGAAACGUGUCCAUAUCUCAGGUGGGAAGAAAAUAAAUACAUGCUGUGAAUGUUUGUACUAAAGUGCUUUGGGAAGAAGUAGAAAAUUGAGGCAACAGAUCGAGCGUUCCGAACAAGUGGUUAUCGAGAGAUUGUUUUGUGCCAGCACGCGGCAGCAAGAAGAAAACCGACGAAAUUUGCAUAACGUAUAUUCUCAAAACCUAAUUCAGAAUAGAGUGAGUUUGUUUGACGGCUACGGAGCAGGUUCGUACUCCCAUGCACUGAAAAUUCUGAAAUCACCCUUCAACAGUGCAUUUCUCGACGCAGCGUUCCGCCUUCUACCGUGUGUUGAAACGCACGAUUUAAAAGUAUAAUAUAACGUCUACUGCACACUCGCAGAAAUUAUACUUUGGGUGCUCACGUAGAUCGGAACAUGCCCAGUGUGGCGGCGAGAGACGGCAGUGGCAUUCCAGUACCUACCAACUACUAGCGCUACACAACUACGGAAACAACGAUCAAUUAGAGCUAAUAACCGUACAACCAAGCAUCAUCCCCAACUCACCAGACCUUGGGACGCAAACUAUGAACUAUGGGUAAGCCGGUGCGAAACAGGCAACCUCCCGACACUGGUGGCAUUUACCUGCAUCCGCUCAAACCGACGACGGCGAUGGCCGAAAUGUGCGUCAACUUUAAGCGAACCCUCCACUCGGCACACCCGCUGCCCCACAACAAACACUCCCACCGAUAUCCGCACCAUUACCAGUAUCCAGCACCAACCACGGCAACGGCAGGUUGCACCACCCGAGUCGGAAGACUCCUUAGUAGCAGUUAUUUAUCGAAAUUCCUGAUUUUAUUGUUCCUAUCAAUCUGUGAUAAUCGAGCGUGUAGAACGCUUCCAACCCUAGCAGAGGCCGCUACCGUAGUCAGUAGCAGCAGCAGCAGCAGCAGCAGCAGCACCACCGUUCCCAUUCUAGCCACCACUGGCAGCAGCAGUAGCAGCAGUAGUAGUAGCAGUAGCAGUAGCAGUACACCUAGCAGUAGUCAGACAGUAGUUUCAAGUGAUAGUGAAAGCAGUGGAACCGCGGUGACGUUCAAUCGAACCAAACUGCAGGAGAUCGUCAUGGAGGGACUCGGGUUGAGUGAAAUUCCCGACGUUAGAGCGAUGAACGUCAGUCAGCACGAAUAUGAAACCAAAUAUCGAGAGUACCUGGAACGAAUCAAUCGGCGCAGCAGCCUCCGGCGGUUGCUGGGCCAACAACAACUAGAAGAUUUUGAGACUGAUGACGACUACGACGAGGCUGGACUGUUGGAGCAGCGCUUUCUCUACAGUUUCCCGAAUUCAGAUCCCAAGCUGAAUCACCAGAAUCUACGGCGCAAGCGAUCUCUGAACAACAACUACGAUCUGGUCUAUAUCCGGUUCGAUAUACCAACCAGAAACGCAACCACCGGUGAACUCGCCGGUCUAACUUCGCCCUCCAUGCACAACGAUCCAUCCAGCAGUGGCAGUCAGCAUCAUCAGCACCAGCGGCACCAUCAGUCGGAGCUUCCGCCAAUCUCACCGGAGAACAUUGAAGAAUCAUCACUAAACAUAAUGUUAACCAGAAGACAAAACAGCGAGCACAGCACAAUUACGAACAGUAAACAUCAACAACAGCCAUCAGCAAUUGCCGCCGAGGAGCAUAACCCAGUGCAUCACCGUCGGCGCGGAGGCAGAGUCAAAUUCAAGCACAACAACCAAAACAACGGCAUUGGGGGUGACGCGUCGUCGGUCGGUGCCAAUACCGGGCACCAGCGGGCAGGGAAAAGUGUCAAUUUACACAUCUACCAACUGGUUGAACCCUACGAGCGACACUGGCUGACAUCGAAAACGAUCGGCGUGUCGGACCUUACGCUCAACGACAAAAAGUGGUUCCAAUUACCACUGGACGAAGCCGUGCGCACGUGGCUCGAUGGAUCGCGCAAGAAUCUCGGAUUAGAAAUCUACUGUGAAAAUUGCUACAACAAUGGCAUCUUUGUCAUCCACGAUUCGUCUCCGUUCUUCAGCAGCUACGAAGAGACGCCGGUGCUCAACGUGGUGGGAAAGCUCGUGCAGCGUGAAAAGCGCUCCAAGGUACAUCAGCGCUACAAGCCAACCAUGCGUGACUACCUCUCGCCGCCCAAAUCGACCUCCUGCACACCGAACAACAAACGCUGCUGCCGCCAUCCACUACUGGUGGACUUCCGCGACAUCGAAGGGUUCGACUUCAUCAUCCAACCCAAAUUGUUCGAUGCUGGCUUCUGUCGGGGUCGGUGUCCGUCGAAGUUCAAUCCCGCUAGUCACCAUGCACUGAUCCAAAGCUUGCUGCACGAGCACGUCAAGUAUGACGUCCCAAAACCGUGCUGUGCUCCGUCCCGAUUGGAUCACAUUGACGUCCUGCAUGCCGAUCCAAAGAAUCCUCAACGACUGAAGGUUUCCACCUGGAGUAACAUGCGAGUCACCGAGUGCGCCUGCUCGUGAUUCGCCUGCGCGGCCGGCGACGCCAACGAUGACGACCAGGUUUUGCAUUUAUUCUGGGCCGUGAACCAAUACAGUACGAACUACCAGAAAACCGAUAGUAUUAUUUAUUAUCAGCGACAUAGAAUUUACUAGGAAAACAAACAAAACAAGCCAUUGAAAGCCAAAACUCAUCAUACCGAAAGCAGCCGAAACUAGCGAGAGAUCUUCCCGAAGUUUUUAUUUAGCAUCGAGGUGCAACAGAGAAGAAGGUUGUACCAGGUUGUUGCGAGUAUCAAAGUUCCCUGAAUGUAGUCUAGCUGCUAAACAUUGCAUCGAAAGUAUUUAUAAAUUAUUUAUUUUAUAGAAAUCGUUAAGUUCUCGAGACUCGAAAACUCAGCCGCAAGCCAAAGGAUACAGAUUACGUAAUUGGCUGAUUAGGAUAAUUUUCCGACAAGUUUGUGUAGGCAUUUUUUUUUUUCAGUGUGAUCCUCCAUACUGAGUUGUAAAAUAUUGCGAGCCGACCUAUAUUGUGUACAAUUUUAAUUUAUUGAUCCUUCCGUGUUGUAUAGAUUGUUCUUGCUUAAGUGAUCGUUGUAGAGAGUAUUUAUGUGCAAAAUUGUGGAAGUAUAUUUUUUGUACCUUUUUUAUCGAUGCAAAACAACAAGGUGGAAAUUACUUAUUAUACCAUGCCAUCCCAAGUAACUGAAACGAGAGAAAACUUUAAAAUAAACACUGUUUGUAGAUCUAGACAUAAUCUAGCG
This is a messenger RNA of Ochlerotatus camptorhynchus, 3854 nucleotides long. It is a transcript of the gene mav, whose product is annotated as maverick. The record is from RefSeq and is a predicted model, not a curated record. The transcript has 3 exons. NCBI's taxonomy places the organism in Eukaryota, Metazoa, Arthropoda, Insecta, Diptera, Culicidae. Gene Ontology annotation, molecular function: growth factor activity; cytokine activity. Bases 1207 to 3114 code for a protein of 635 amino acids. Gene Ontology annotation, cellular component: extracellular region.